GUCAAACUUGCAGCCAGCAGGUAGUCCUACAGUCACGAUGCAUUUACUAACAGUCUCUCUGUUUAUUUGUUGGUUGAGUUUUUCCAGUGCUUGCCAAACUGCAAUAAAUUACAAAGGAGCCCAGCAAGCAGGAGACAUAAUGAUUUUAGUAAUAAUGCCUGCACAUCAGGUAGUAAGGAGUACAGAAACGGACGAACCAGGAUCAGUGUGGUGUGAGAGGUUUGAUGUUCGUGCUUUUGUAUGGAUACAAUCAGUGAUCCAUGCCAUCAAUAGAAUAAACUCAUUACCGACAUUAUUGCCAGGAGUUAAACUUGGAUAUGAAAUACAUGACUCAUGUUCUGAUGUGUCAAUGGCAUUAAGAAAUGUAAUGAAAUUUGUUCUAAUGAGCAAUUCAUCUGAUUACUGCAGUUCUAUGCAAUGUGAUUAUGUAGAAAACAACUCAUAUGUGAAAAUUGUUCUUGGUGAUAUGUAUUCAGAAAUUUCUAUGGCUAUUGCUCGACUACUGAAAGUAUUUCUCUUCCCACAGAUUAGUCCUGGUUCUACAAAUGGAGAACUUAGUGAUAAAACAAGAUAUCCCACCUUUUUCCGUGUGGUUCCAAGUGAUGAAUAUCAAGCAAAUGCUUUGGUCAGAAUGGUUAAAGCAUUUCAUUUUGUUAGUGUUGGAGUAAUUUCCAGCAACUCUGACUAUGGUAAAUAUGGGCGUAGCAAGUUUAUCUCCUUAGCAACAGAGAACAACAUUUGUAUCCCUUUCACAGAAUCUGUAUCUGAUUCAGAAAAUGAACAAACUGAAAGUGAAAUACAUAACAUAGUUGACACUAUUAAGAACUCUCAUGUAGAAGCAGUUCUGGUGUUUGCUAUGGAAUCAACUGUGAAAAAUAUAUUUGCUGAAGUCAUGAAGCAAAACCUGACUAACAACACCUGGAUUGCCAGUGAAGCCUGGUCCACUUCAUCACUGAUCUCUAGAAUGGACAACAUAACUACUGUUGGCCAAAUAUUUGGUUUAUCUCUGAAGAAAGGCAUACUUCCUGGUUUUCAGGAAUACCUUGGAAAUAUACUUGAAAAUCCUGAUCCUGACAAUUGCUUUUUAGAAGAAUAUAUUGCAUUACAGCAUUCAUGUUUUGGAAAAGGAUCUUCAGAUUUUCUAAGCAAUGCAAAAAAAUGCCAAUUUCAAAAUUACACAAACGACUGCAGUAAGAUACAACUUCUGAAAGAUUUUCAAGAACCACUUACAAGUCAAAUUGACUUUGAAGUAACAUACAGCAUAUACUUAGCUGUAACAGCAAUCGCUCAAGCUCUCCAUGAACUUCUGAACUGUGAUACAGAAGCUUGUGACCAAAAUUUCAAUUUUGCUCCAUGGCAGCUCUUGAAAAUCUUGAAAAAAGUGAAUUUUACAGUUGAUGGAAAAAUCUAUUCUUUUAAUGAUGAAGGUGACAUCAACAGUGGAUAUGACAUAAAGUGGUGGAAAGCAAAUGAGAAGGAAAUCAAAAUAAUUGACAUUGGAGAAUACAGCACAUCUGACAACAAAAUAAGUCAACACCAACCGUUUGUCAGCAUUUACAAUAAGUCUUCAUAUAUAAACUGCAUCAAACAAUGUCCUCCAGGUUAUUUUAAAAACAUGACUGAUAUCAAAUGCUGUUACAAAUGUGAUAAAUGUGGAGCUGGAACAUAUUCUAAGGGUGGAGAUGCUACUGAGUGUUCAUUUUGUGAAAGUUACCAGAAUUCUGAAAGUGGCAGCAGCUCCUGCUAUAACAAGACCAUUGAGUUUUUUGCUUGGAAUGAUGAACUCUCCAUUACGCUCUUGGUGUUCUGUGCUUUUGGUAUUAUUAUCAUAUUUGCUUUGGUGGUCAUCUUCACAGUGUUUCUGAGAACCCCAGCUGUGAAAUGUGCUGGGGGUAAACAUUGCUACGCAAUGCUUUUUUCACUUCUCAUAAGUAAUGUGGAUGCAAUGCUCUUUAUUGGAGAGCCCCUAGACAUUUUGUGCAAAAUACGUCAACCUUUAUUUGGCUUAAGUUUUGUUCUCUGCCUUUGUUGCAUUUUAAUCAAUUUAUUACAGAUUUCAGUAGCUUUCCAAAACACUCCGAUAAAAUCAACAUUCAAAUCUUACUUAGUGUUUCCUGUGUGCCUUUUACCUCAAAUAAUUGUUUGUACACUCUGGUUAGUUUUAGCUCCCCCUCAGAAGCAAAAAACAGACAAUGGGAAUCAGAUUAUACUUGGAUGCAGUGAAGGGUCUCCUGUGGCCUUUUGGUUCAUGUUGGCCUAUGUGGCUUUUCUCGCACUUGUUUGCUUUGUGAUAACUUAUAAAGGAAGGCAUUUGCCAGAUGCUUACAAGAACUGCAAGUUUAUUACCAUCGCUAUGAUUAUAUACAUAAUUGUCUGGAUUUCUUUCAUUCCUGCUCAUGUAAAUACAGUCAACAAAUUCCUUCCUGCAGUUGAAAUGAUUGCCAUUUUGGCCUCAAAUUAUGCAAUUUUGUGUUGCCAUUUCUUUCCUAAGUGUUACAUCAUUUUUUUUCAAGCAGAUCUAAACACAGAGGAUGCUUAUAAAAAGAUCAUUCGAGAGUACGUUGAAAGAACGCAAAAAAAAAGCAUCAAGACUUGAGAAUGGGCCAUGAUGUAAUGCACUUUGAUUUUGUUAUUGUUGUAUAUGGAACAUUUAAAGCUAUUAUGUCAGUAUUUGAAU
Molecule: messenger RNA, 2677 nt
Organism: Erpetoichthys calabaricus (reedfish)
Lineage: Eukaryota; Metazoa; Chordata; Cladistia; Polypteriformes; Polypteridae
Product: G-protein coupled receptor family C group 6 member A-like
Exons: 6
Coding region: 38-2596 (852 amino acids)
Biological process (GO): G protein-coupled receptor signaling pathway
Cellular component (GO): membrane
Molecular function (GO): G protein-coupled receptor activity
Source: RefSeq, a predicted model, not a curated record